Messenger RNA from Macrosteles quadrilineatus (aster leafhopper), 1872 nucleotides. Its product is annotated as zinc finger protein Noc-like. NCBI's taxonomy places the organism in Eukaryota, Metazoa, Arthropoda, Insecta, Hemiptera, Cicadellidae. The transcript has 2 exons. Gene Ontology annotation, biological process: negative regulation of DNA-templated transcription. The record is from RefSeq and is a predicted model, not a curated record. Gene Ontology annotation, cellular component: nucleus. Bases 141 to 1376 code for a protein of 411 amino acids.
UCAGAACGUAGCUAGCCGUCGACACGUUCGGUUCUGCAGCACUCUCGAGCAUACUGGAUACAGUGGUUAAUUAUCUUCGUUGUUUAGUGUAGUUUUGUUUAAGUGUAGUGUUUUAUUUGUGACUGUCUGUUCGCUUCCCAAUGGUUGUGCUGGAAAGUGGAAUCAUGAGUUCGGGCAGUAACCAGUACCUACAGCCCGACUACCUGUCUCCGCUACCGACUACGUUGGAUGCCAAGAAGAGCCCCCUGGCGCUGCUAGCCCAGACAUGCAGUCAGAUUGGUGCCGACAACCCACCUUCCAAACCUCUGCUGUCUGCUCUGGACAAGCCCAAGAAGCCAUCAUCAGAGCGCCACAGCCCCGCCAGUGGCAGCAAACCUGCAGCUCCAGAGCCCCUCAAGACCCAGGAGCCCCGCCUAGCUUUCAAACCCUAUGAGAACAAUGUUCUGACCCGCAAGGCCGAGACCCCCAGACCCUCUUCCAAGGGACACGAGUCUGCAGAAGAAAAGAGGAAAACCCCGAGUCGCAAGUCAUCCAGUCCCCACGAUAAAUCUUCCCCAGCCCCUGCGACUGAGACCAAGUCAGUGUCCCCGGCCAACAGUGGAGCCAGCCCCAUCAUCAGGUCCGGGCUGGAGAUUCUUCAGGGUCAUCCUAAAGACAUGCCUCUGGGAACCUUCAAACCUUCUAUGGCAUCUUUCUCUGGACUCGGAGGUUGCUGUCCUCCAGGACUGGAAGCGUCCAAUCCGGCUUUCCGUCCACCCUUCGCCGGAGGACCGUUCUCCCCUCACCACGCUGCCAUGUUGGCUGGAUUCCCCUCGGCCCCUGGACCCUACGUCAGCUACGCCCGAGUCAAGACCGCAGCGGGAGGUGAAGCCCUGGUGCCCGUGUGUAAGGACCCGUACUGCACCGGUUGUCAACUGAGUAUGCACAGUGCGCUGUUGGGAGGGGGUACCUGUCCUAGUGGUUGUACACAGUGUGAUCACCAAAAAUACAAUCUAGCAGCCGCGGCAGCUCUGUCGGGUUUAGUUCCACCUCCUCACCCAUUCUCUUACCAGUCAUUGGGUCGACCUUACGUGUGCAAUUGGAUCGCAGGAGAAUCGUACUGUGGAAAGCGGUUUACAACAUCGGAUGAACUUCUACAGCAUUUAAGAACACACACCGCCUCUGCUGAGACUGCCUCACUACUGAACCCUCUCCGCUACCCCAACCCUCCGCUCAGUCCUCUGUCUGCAGCUCGUUACCAUCCGUACUCCAAGCCUGGACUACCAGGGUCUCUCGGUGCCUCUCCCUUCUCAGCGUUCAACCCCACCCUAGGACCCUACUACUCGCCCUACGCCCUCUACGGCCAGAGGUUAGGAGCUGCUGCCGUCCACCCUUGAACAUAAGUGCCCGUCGAGCUUCUGUGAUACUUCGUCCUUGCACAGUAAACUGAGUCUUUUCCGUUAUGACCAAACUCAUAAAAAUAAUCUUCUAUUUAAGUUUGCACCGCCAUAUUGCUAUGUUAUGUUUAAAGAGUGGUGCCAAAAUUUCAGUAAUUUAAUUUAUAGACUAGAAUUUAUUUAUUUUCAAAUUUGUUUAAUAUAUAAAGUAGCCUGAUAGAACCUAAGUUUCGCUCCUAACAGAGAAGACUCCAUUGCUCUCGCCCAAAGAUAUCGUUUGGUUGGUUGUUUGUGUGAUGUGAUAGACUAGUGAACAGAACGAUUAUGAUAAUGAUAUGUCGUGAUUGGUGAAACUGUCAAAUGGAUCUUGUUAUUUGGUAAAUAUUUUCUCAAUACUGUCGAGAUUAUUUUGUAACUAUUGUACAUAUUAUAAAUACGUUUAUCUAUACUGUUGAGUUCUAUCUCUGCUUUAUUAAACUGAAAUGUUGUUUUGAAA